Ordospora colligata OC4 is the source of this 204-nucleotide messenger RNA. RefSeq lists its product as uncharacterized. NCBI's taxonomy places the organism in Eukaryota, Fungi, Microsporidia, Ordosporidae. The coding region runs from base 1 to 204 and encodes 67 amino acids. The transcript has a single exon. The record is from RefSeq and is a predicted model, not a curated record.
AUGGGCAAAGCAAAAAGGCAAAGACUGACAGAAAUAACAAACAAGCUACAUCAUCAGUACAAUAAGCUAGAGCCAGCUGAACAGUGCAUAAUUGUUUCUGAUGAUGAACUACACAGCAUUGAUGUCAUAGACAUACCUAUUACUGAUGGGAUAUUUAAUGAAUACCAAAUCACAAGCAAGAUCCUUGAGGAAUACUGGAUAUAA